This is a messenger RNA of Cotesia glomerata, 3116 nucleotides long. It is a transcript of the gene Oatp58Dc, whose product is annotated as solute carrier organic anion transporter family member 74D-like. Gene Ontology annotation, biological process: sodium-independent organic anion transport; transmembrane transport. Gene Ontology annotation, cellular component: membrane. NCBI's taxonomy places the organism in Eukaryota, Metazoa, Arthropoda, Insecta, Hymenoptera, Braconidae. Gene Ontology annotation, molecular function: protein binding. The transcript has 7 exons. Bases 668 to 2920 code for a protein of 750 amino acids. The record is from RefSeq and is a predicted model, not a curated record.
CCAUCCAUGUUUAUCAAUAUUUUCUCUAACUAAUUUAAAAAAAAAAAAAUAUUGAAAAAUAAAAUAAAAUAAAAGCGAUGUUUGUAUCAUAGAAUUAAGUCUAGACUGUAAAUCUCUAAUCAGAGGUAUUGUUGAAUAUAAAAGUGGGAGUACUGAUGAAUUUACGGGUGAGAAGUAGUUUUAUAUCAUUAUCUUACAUACACACUUGUAAAAUGUGAUAUAUAGACGGUGUAAGACGUGAAUGAGCUCAGUCGAUAAAGAAUAUUGUGUCAAAGCGCAUUCCUAAGCGAGAAUUUGUCUUGCACGUGUGUCCUGCCGUCUUCGCCACUCAAAGCUAUUUACUCUAAAUAGAAACUAAGUGUAAUAUAAACUAGUUUCAUUAAUUUACUUUUUAUUUUUAUUUUAUUAAUCCUUUGUUGUGUCUAAUAAAAAUUUUUUAAAAUCACUUAUAAUGACUGUGUUAAUGUGAUUUUUAAAUUACAAGUUCGUUUGCCCGAACACUGGGUGCCCAAUUGUGAUAAUGAGGACCACAAAACUUUUAUAAAAUUAGAAUUUUAUUUGUGUAAUUAUUAUUAGUAACAAGGAGUUUUAAAAGUAAAAGGAACAAAAGUUUAUUAUUAAAGUUUUUGUUUAUUUAGUUAAGGGAAAUAAAGUACCCGAGUGCAAUAUGAGCAAAAAAGAAAACACGGAUGUAAAUAAAAAUGGACCGGAGAGCAAACUUUUUCUGGACACUUCGCGGAACUUAACAGUGGAGAACAAUAAGCCAAAGACCACCUCGCCUACCUCCCUACGCGGAAUCGAUGACAUUUUCCGCGACCUACCACUUACCGACGACACCUCCUGCGGUAUUUGGUUUUUUCGCGGGCCUAAUUUACAAAAAUUCGCCAAUAAAAAUGCUUACGUAUUUCUUUACGGUGUCCUUGGAUGCAUAUUCAGUGCUAGUUAUGCUUACUUCAAUGGCACUAUUACGACUAUUGAGAAGAGAUUUAAAAUUCCGUCCAAGACCACUGGUCUCAUCACCGUUGGAAACGAUAUUUCUCAAUUGCUUGUAUCAGUGGUCAUAUCUUAUUACGCUGGUCGAGGACACAGACCUCGAUGGAUUGCCGUCGGUAUUUAUACGGUAGUAAUGUUUUGUUGUUUGACGAUGCUUCCUCAUUUUCUGUACGGACCUGGCGAAGACGCGCUUCAAUUGACGAAGGAAUACGGCGGGAAACCGGUAAACUCAUCAGAGAGUGACUUGCACUGGAGUGGGAGUCGCGAGCGAAAGUUUCUGUGCCAAGCUACGGAGAACAGCAAACCUGUGUGUGAUGAUACUGAUGGGAGUAAUUUCGCUCCCCAAGUGCUGCUGUUUACAGCUCAGCUCGUUUCGGGGAUCGGUGGAUCGCUCUACUACACCCUCGGAGUUUCAUACAUGGACGACAAUAUCAAAAAGUCUAAAACACCUGUUUCGAUAAGUUUUUCAUACUUUCUUCGUAUGCUGGGGCCGGCCAUCGGCUACGGACUGGCAUCUUUUUCGCUCAAGUUUUACAUUAGUCCCACUUUGACCCCCACAAUCACUACCACAGAUCCCAGGUGGUUGGGAGCAUGGUGGCUUGGGUGGAUCAUCCUGGCGAUUCUGUUGAUGAUUUUUGCGAGCAUAAUUGCGCUGUUCCCCAAAACACUGCCAAGGGCUGCGGCGCGAAAAGUGCUGGCGUUGGAGAGGAGCAAGUCGACCGCGAGUUAUCGCGAACAGGAAAGGCUCGCUGAGAAAAAAAAUCUCGAUGAAGACGGAGAAGAUGGGAAUGGCAUUGUUGACGACGAUUUUGAUGAAAAAUCCCCCGAAGUUCCAGCCUCCUUCGAAGACAUGAUCGAAACAUUCAAGCGACUUUUGAGCAAUAACACUCUCAUGUGCAAUAAUCUUGCGACAGUUUUCUAUUUUCUGGGGUAUAUGCCCUACUGGAUCUUCAUGCCCAAGUACAUCGAGACCCAGUACAAGCAGUCCGCGAGUGUGUCAUCGCUGAUCACUGGGACAGUCGGUUUGGUAUUCAGCGCUUUUGGGAUUUUGCUGUCCGGUUUGGUGAUCACCAAGUAUAAACCUAGAGCAAGGUAUUUAGCUGCCUGGAAUAUCAUUGUCGGCGCGGUCUCUGUCAUGGGAAUGAUCUCGUAUGCUUUCCUCGGCUGCUCGGCUAACGACAAUCAGGUGAUGAGUAUCCAGGACACCAGUGGAGAGUUAAAGACCCAGUUUCCUUGCAAUGAAAAUUGUAAUUGUGAUUAUGUCACCUACAACCCAGUGUGUUCGGAUGAAGGCCAAAUUUUUAUUUCUGCAUGUCAUGCUGGAUGUCGAAAUAUUGUGAUAGAUUCAAAUGGAACGAAAGUGUACACGGAUUGCAGUUGCGUAAGAACGAGGUACUCGCGUGCAUCAUUCAACAAAUCGGAAAUGAGCUUAUCGACUGGAUUUAAAUCUUCUACGACCCCUGAAAUGGGAACAGCGGUACCGGGGCCUUGUCCGGUAGACUGCAUGCACAAGUUCUACCUAUUUUUGGCGGUGGUCUGCCUCCUAAAAUUCAGCGGUGCCACAGGACGAGCCUCAAAUUUCCUGGUUUCCGUGAGAUGUGUCGCUGAACGGGAUAAAGCCGUGGCGAUGGGUUUCGGAUUGACGAUAAUGAGUCUGUUCGCAUUUAUUCCCUCGCCCAUACUCUUCGGGUUUAUUCUUGACAAGACUUGCCUCGUUUGGGGUAAAACCUGCUCCGGCACUGGCAAUUGCUGGUUAUAUAACGGUGAAGCUCUUAGGUAUUUACUCAACUUUACUGCUGCAACUUUCGUAACAAUAGGUACAUUUUUUGAUAUUGGAGUGUGGUAUUUCGUAAAAGACGUCAAAAUUUUCGACGAUGAUAUCGAGCUGAACGACGUUAAAGAUGAGCCACUACCAGAAUCAUUGUAACAUAUAUUUAUCAUUAUAAAUAAUGCACUUAGCUUAUAUAAGCAAACAAAAAACCAAUCAAAAAACAAUUUUUAGUAUUUUUUUUGUUUAGAAAAAUUUGAGUUUGUAUUAUGUGAUUUUGUUCGUACCUUAAACACCUGUUGUUUGUUUUUACCAUUACCAUUAUGUGAAAUUAAUAUACUCAGUUAGUAUUCUA